Messenger RNA from Amblyraja radiata (thorny skate), 853 nucleotides. RefSeq lists its product as uncharacterized. The coding region runs from base 21 to 644 and encodes 207 amino acids. The record is from RefSeq and is a predicted model, not a curated record. NCBI's taxonomy places the organism in Eukaryota, Metazoa, Chordata, Chondrichthyes, Rajiformes, Rajidae. The transcript is spliced from 6 exons.
AGGAAUCAGUGAUCGAGCAAAUGGAGCAGCAACAGAAAGAGAGCAUUUCUGGAGUUCAGGAAGAGUCACACAACCUUCAGUCACAGAUCACAUCCCAGUUUGCUGAACUGCACCAGAUAUUCACUGAGAAAGAGCAGCGCUUCCUUGGAGAUAUCCAGGAGGAAGAGAAAAAGAUUGUAAAAAGAAUGAAGAAAAAUCUUCAAGAGAUUCAAGAGAAUUUAAAUUCCAUUCAAGAGGAACUCUCAAAGUUACAGGAACAGAUGGACCAGAAGGCCGAUGUGAUAUUUCUUAAGGAUGAAGCUGGUCGGGAGAGCAGUGCGAGUGUUGAUACUGAAUCGUUGUCAGUGACAGAUGCUGCCCCGGCCUUUGAAACGAUCUAUCGCCCCUUUGUGUUGAGCACAAUGAUAACAGAAAUAUCUGAUGCCAUUAAGCGGUGUAGCUUUUCACCUUACGUAGCAAACGCAGCUGCCGGGAAGAUUCACUUUCACACAGGCAGCUGGAGAUGGGAGAUCCCUGAACACAACCGACAGGCGCACCCCUCCCCUGUCUCACCGCCUCUCAAGAAAACAGGAGCACGGCCCCUCAUGUCCGCCCUCGUUCAGUAUGAUCAAGGCGACUCCACCACAUCUCUACCUCCUCUUUAACCACGAAGGGUCCCGAGGUUCUAAAUACACCUCCUCAUUUGUAAACGCCAACCGCAAUCUCUCGCCCAUCCUCACAGUCCGCACUUGUCCACACCGUUUUGAAAUCCCCGCCCCAAUCUCACGGCGCCGCUACUCCGGUUCCCCAAUGCCCAUGAAAUUCCCCUCUUCAACCGGGAGAAAACUCCGGGGAAAAUGCUGGUUUCCAUCCG